Molecule: messenger RNA, 1813 nt
Organism: Melozone crissalis (California towhee)
Lineage: Eukaryota; Metazoa; Chordata; Aves; Passeriformes; Passerellidae
Gene: KCTD12
Product: potassium channel tetramerization domain containing 12
Exons: 1
Coding region: 311-1309 (332 amino acids)
Biological process (GO): protein homooligomerization; regulation of G protein-coupled receptor signaling pathway
Cellular component (GO): presynaptic membrane; postsynaptic membrane
Molecular function (GO): protein binding
Source: RefSeq, a predicted model, not a curated record
GGCUCUGCCUCCCGCCAGCCUCCCACGCCUCCCGCGAGGUGCGGCCGCGCUACAUAAACACGGCCGUGCCGCCGGUGCCGGGGCUCUCCGUUCGCAGCCCGACGGAGGAGUUUGUCCGGCAGCGGGCAGAGGCGCGGCCGAGGGGAGCGCAGCGGCAGCGCGGCUCCGGCGCCAGACGGGGCGGGAGGCUGCGGCGGGCAGCAGCGGAGGGCUGCGCGCUCCCCCGAGGGCGGCGGCCCUGCCGUAGCCCAGGCGGCCGGAGGAAGAGGAGGAGGAGGAAGGGCGUGGGCUCCGGCGGGCUCGCUCCGGUAUGGCCCUGGCGGACAGCGCCCGCGGGCUGCCCAACGGCGGCGGCGUGUCGCCCGCGGCGGGGAGCGGGGCGCCGGGCAGCGGGGCGGCCGCGGCGGCGACGGGCGGCUGGGCUUCCUUCCCGGAGAUCGUGGAGCUGAACGUGGGCGGGCAGGUGUACGUGACGCGGCGCUGCACCGUGGUCUCGGUGCGCGACUCGCUGCUCUGGCGCAUGUUCUCGCAGCAGCAGCCCAGCGAGCUGCCCCGGGACAGCAAGGGUCGCUUCUUCCUCGACCGCGACGGCUUCCUCUUCCGCUACAUCCUGGACUACCUGCGGGACCUGCAGCUGGUGCUGCCCGAGCACUUCCCCGAGCGCAGCCGCCUCCAGCGGGAGGCUGAGUACUUCCAGCUGCCCGACCUGGCUCGGCGCCUGGCGCAGACUCGGGCGGUCGCCGCCCGCCCCGCCGUCCUGCACCGCGACGGCUCCAUCUGCGCCGAGGAGCCGCCGCCGCCGCUGCUCGGGUACCUGGAGGCCGAGCCGCUGGAAGGCGGCGGCGGGGCCGUGGCGUCCGCCCCGUCGCCCACGGCCAGCCGCAGCCCCUCGGGCGGGCCGCUGCUCACGCCCUCGCAGUCGCUGGACGGGGCGGGCGGGCGGCGCUCGGGCUACAUCACCAUCGGCUACCGGGGCUCCUACACCAUCGGGCGGGAGGCGCAGGCCGAUGCCAAAUUCCGGCGGGUGGCCCGCAUCACCGUCUGCGGCAAGACGGCUCUGGCCAAAGAGGUCUUCGGGGAGACCUUGAACGAGAGCCGCGACCCCGACCGCCCUCCCGAGCGCUACACCGCCCGCUACUACCUCAAGUUCAACUUCCUCGAGCAAGCCUUCGACCGGCUCUCCGAGGCCGGCUUCCGCAUGGCCGCCUGCUCCUCCACCGGCACCUGCGCCUUCGCUCCCGAGCAGGGCGGCCCCGCCGAUGACAAGAUCUGGACCAGCUACACCGAGUACGUUUUCUGCCGGGACUGAGCGUCCGCCCGGCCCGUGGCGUGGGGACGAGACAGCCGGCCCUGCACACCCUCACACCUACGGUCCCCUCGCGUCCCGAAGGAAGGAGGAUGUGAAGCGGGGCUGUGUCUCCCUGUGCUUUUCUCACCCCGGUUUCUGCCGCCACGCACAAGCCCCGGCGCAGCCCCCAGCCCUCUUGCAGCACCUCCUGACGGCCCCGGGGCAGGAGGUCACCGUGUUGUGCCUCGGCUGUCGUGUCCCUGCUUGGCCGUGUCCUGGCUCCCACCUUCACCCUCCCUCCUGCAUCUCCCAGUAGCUGUGUUGGUAGCAAGGGAGGAGAGAAAUAUUGGGAGUAGCCAAAUGCCACAAAAACAUGCAUGUGCACCCAGUCUUUGUCCCUCUCCCCACACAGAGAUCAGGUAUAGCUCUGGCAGGGUGGGGCGUUUUAAAAAUCAUCCAGGCAGGGGCUGAGAAGAUUUAAAGUUGCUUUGAGCAGCUCCUGUUGAAGAUGGCAUGACAAAUGUC